Miscanthus lutarioriparius is the source of this 834-nucleotide messenger RNA. The record is from the annotation of a GenBank genome assembly. NCBI's taxonomy places the organism in Eukaryota, Viridiplantae, Streptophyta, Magnoliopsida, Poales, Poaceae.
AUGUUUCUCCACUCCCUGUUGAUGCAAAAAAUGGCAAAGAACACGCAGCAGCCAAGAAAAGAUGGCGGCGCGAGAUCAGGUGGUCUGUCGUCCAAGAAGUCCCGGUGGUACCAGCGCGCGGUGGAGGUGCUCCUCCUCGUCUGGAAGCAGCCGGCGGCGGCGGCCGGGGCCGGGGAGUCGCCGACGAAGGCCGCGGCGGCGUCGGGGGUGAUUACGACGGCCGCCGGCAAGGGCGCGGCGGCGGCGGCGGGGCCCGGGAAGCUGCGCAAGUCUUCGUCGCUGAACGUGGCGGCGUCGUUCACGCGGGUGUGCCUGUGCGCGCCCAUCUCCUCGUACAACAGCGAGUCGCUCUACUGCUUCCAGGCCGACGCGGCGCCGCGCCGGAGCUACAGCUACCCGCGCGCGUCGUCGGCGUCGGCGUCCGGGUGCGGCGUGAGCCCGCUAGUGGCGCCGCCGCCCGGCGCGGCCGAGCUGCAGCACGCCGCGGCGGGCCGCGGGGGGAGGCCACUGGCCGCGGGCAAGGGCGGCGGCGGCGGCGAGCUAGGCGGCGCGCGCCGCGUGUUCCGCGGCAAGUCGCUGACGGACGACAUCCUGAUGCGGCGGUUCGUGGUGGACGAGGAGGCGACGCGGCGGCGCAACGAGAUGGAGGUGAUCCGGCGGCGCCACGCCGCGGCAUCCAAGCGCCGGCGCCUGGGACCCAGCCCGCUCCGCCGGAUGGCGCUGGCGGAGUCGGAGUCGGAGGCCGACGCCGAGGAGGAGGCACCGGAAGCGCCUGCAGCAGCAGCUGGAGCCGGGAGGGGAACGGACAGUCGCGUGGCAGCUGCAGUAGCGUAG